Molecule: messenger RNA, 423 nt
Organism: Lentinula edodes (shiitake mushroom)
Lineage: Eukaryota; Fungi; Basidiomycota; Agaricomycetes; Agaricales; Omphalotaceae
Exons: 2
Coding region: 1-423 (140 amino acids)
Source: RefSeq, a predicted model, not a curated record
AUGGAGGUACACACGACCAAGCUCAUGGAUCCAUCUCAAACAAAGGAGAUGGAAAACUAUGACGAUCAAGAAGAAACCCCAGAGCAAGGAAAGGCUCGACAUGACGUAGAACGAGAUAAUAGGCAGGGACGAAGAGCAGAGAGGAAGAAUUUGCUCAUUGACAUCACCGAAGAGGAAACCCCUGGUGUUUAUGCGAAGGAACGUAUCAACCACUAUUCACGCUUACAAUCAGCCUGUGACUCGGAUUGGAACUUCAUUUGGGGUGAACGUGGUGACUUUGUUGAGCACGAUGCACAACUUAUGCCACUAGAAGCGCGUGUAGAUUGGUCUGGCUUGAUGCAACUGGGAUCCACAACCUCUGAAGACUACUUGAAUCAGAUACAAAAGUAUUUAGCGAGAUAUCGUAAUGGGAAUUACAAUUAA